CAGGAAGCCCAUCAUUUUAACUUGGUUUUCAAAAUGGCGGACGAUAGUGAAUCCUCACAAGUGCAAAAAAUCUCAGCAAAAUCCAACAGACGAAGGUUUAUUGGUAGUCGAGCUGCUGGGUCAAAGAAUACUUCUACAUUAAGUGAAACUGGAAAAUUAGCUCAAAGAACAGUGGCUCAAAUUCCAGAUGAUAUUUUGAACAAUGCUGAAUUGCAAGAAGCAAUAAAACAGCUUCCAUCAAAUUAUAACUUUGAAAUAUACAAAACAGUUUGGAGAAUCAAAAGCAUUGGAGCCAAAAGAGUUGCACUUCAGAUGCCUGAAGGAUUACUACURUUUGCAUGUACAAUAGCUGAUAUUUUACAAAGAUUUACAGGGUGUGAUACAGUCAUCAUGGGUGAUGUGACAUAUGGAGCAUGUUGUGUAGAUGACUAUACAGCCCGUGCCUUGGGCUGUGAUCUGUUAGUACACUAUGGACAUAGCUGUCUUGUACCUGUUGAUGCCACUUCGGAUAUAAAGAUGCUUUAUGUAUUUGUCGACAUUAAAAUWGACAUUUCUCAUUUUGUGGAUUCAGUCAAGUUUAACAUCCCCCAGGGGUCUAGCAUUGCACUUGUUAGCACAAUCCAGUUUGUUGCUGCAUUACAGGCUGCAUCACAAGAACUGGCAAAGGACUAUAAAGUAGAAAUACCUCAAUGUAAACCAUUAUCUCCUGGAGAGAUACUUGGUUGUACUGCACCUAAACUUGCUGACAAGGAUGUUUUUAUAUAUCUUGGUGAUGGCCGGUUUCAUUUAGAGGCUGUAAUGAUAGCAAACCCAACAAUAUCAGCAUAUCGAUAUGAUCCAUAUGAAAAGGUGUUAAGCAAAGAAUACUAUGAUAUCAAGGCCAUGCAUGAAUCACGACAAAAAGCCAUACAAACUGCUAUGAAAGCAAAAAAAUAUGGUCUUAUAUUGGGUACUCUUGGUCGUCAAGGAAAUCCUAAGGUCUUAGAGAAUCUUGAAAAACAAAUUAAAUCUGCUGGUUUAGACAUWCUGACUGUAUUACUAUCUGAAAUCUUUCCUGAUAAACUGAAGCUUUUUGAAGAUAUUGAUGCAUGGGUCCAAGUGGCUUGUCCUCGUUUAUCCAUUGACUGGGGAACAGCGUUCUGUAAACCUCUCCUUUCACCUUAUGAGGCCUCUGUUGCACUGCAAGCCAUUCAAUGGCAGAAAGAUUACCCAAUGGAUUUCUACUCAUACAAUAGUUUGGGAUCAUGGACAGUAAAUAAUCAAGCAAACAGACCUGCUGCUGCCACCAGAAGAAGGGCAAAGGCAUCAGUAACAAAUAAAGUAUCAAAAAGUAAUGUUAAAAGUCAACCUAUAGAGGAAGGCUGUGGAUCAGGUAACACCUGUUGUGGUAAAUGUAGUAAGGAAGAAGCAGACAAYAUUAACAAAGAAAACGAUAAAAUCAUAUCAGACUAACAGACGAAUAAUAUAUUACUAAAUUUUCACCAAAACAUUAAUUGUAAAUAAUAUUUUUAAUGAUAAUGUUAAAAUAGCAUAUUUAUACUUGAAAUAAGAAAGCCAAUAAAGAGCAGAGAAAGAAUAACAUGUCAUUUCUUUAUGUUUUAUUUUUUUUACCAGGUAUUGAUAUAAACUACAUUUCUUUUAUGUUAUGUUCUAUAAAAACACAAUUGGAUGUCAC
Molecule: messenger RNA, 1675 nt
Organism: Exaiptasia diaphana
Lineage: Eukaryota; Metazoa; Cnidaria; Anthozoa; Actiniaria; Aiptasiidae
Product: 2-(3-amino-3-carboxypropyl)histidine synthase subunit 1
Exons: 11
Coding region: 34-1452 (472 amino acids)
Biological process (GO): protein histidyl modification to diphthamide
Molecular function (GO): 2-(3-amino-3-carboxypropyl)histidine synthase activity
Source: RefSeq, a predicted model, not a curated record